UUGGUCAAUAAACACAAGACUUACUGAAGACUGUAAUAGCAUGCUAGGAUUUAGCUUAUUGCAGUGAAAAAAUUUUCCUUCUGUGUCAUUUGGAAUGCAUAGUUUCCACUUAGUAAGUGACAAAUGGGACAAAAAUCUCAUUGAAGAUGUUUUCUUAGGAAAUAAAUGACACACACAGACCUAUCAUGUUUAAACACUUCCCUCAGGCAUUCAGACUUGGUGAGCUCCAUUAUCUCUUUCACAGGCAAAUGGGGGGAAAUCAGACCUCUGUCACAGAGUUCAUCCUACUGGGAUUUCCCCUCAGCCCAGGGAUUCAGAUGCUUCUCUUUGGGCUCUUCUCCCUCUUCUUUGUCUUCACCCUGCUGGGGAACAGCAUCAUCCUGGAGCUCAUCUGGCUGGACUCCCGACUGCACACCCCCAUGUACUUCUUCCUCUCCCACCUGGCCGUCGUCGACAUAGCCUAUGCCUGCAACACCGUGCCCCAGAUGCUGGUGAACCUCCUGAAGCCAGACAAGCCCAUCUCCUUUGCUGGCUGCUUGACACAGACCUUUCUUUUCUUGACUUUUGCUCAUACUGAAUGUCUUGUUCUGGUGGUGAUGUCCUAUGAUCGGUUUGUGGCCAUCUGCCACCCCCUCCGAUAUUCUGCCAUCAUGAGCUGGAGGGUCUGCAUCACCCUGGCAUUGACUUCCUGGAUUUUAGGAGUCUUCCUGGCCCUAGUACAUCUAGUGUUACUCAUACCAUUGCCCUUCUGUGGACCCCAGAAAGUUAACCACUUUUUCUGUGAAAUUAUAGCUGUCCUCAAGCUUGCCUGUGUAGAUACACACAUCAAUGAGAUUGUGGUAUUGGCUGGAGCAAUUUCUGUGCUAGUGGGACCCCUCUCCUCAAUUGUAAUCUCAUAUAUGUGCAUCCUCUGUGCCAUCCUUAGAAUCCAGUCUGGGGAAGGUCAAAGAAAAGCCUUCUCCACCUGUUCAUCCCAUCUCUGUGUGGUUGGACUCUUUUAUGGCACAGCCAUUAUAAUGUAUGUUGGGCCCAGAUAUGGGAACCCCAAGGAGCAGAAGAAAUAUCUCCUCCUGUUUCACAGCCUUUUCAAUCCCAUGCUCAACCCCCUGAUCUAUAGUCUGAGGAAUAAAGAAGUCAAAGCUGCUCUGAAGAGGAUGCUUGAAAAAGAGAGAAUGUCAUGA
Messenger RNA from Neomonachus schauinslandi (Hawaiian monk seal), 1181 nucleotides. RefSeq names its product olfactory receptor 2A25-like. The record is from RefSeq and is a predicted model, not a curated record. Gene Ontology annotation, molecular function: G protein-coupled receptor activity; olfactory receptor activity. The coding region runs from base 186 to 1181 and encodes 331 amino acids. NCBI's taxonomy places the organism in Eukaryota, Metazoa, Chordata, Mammalia, Carnivora, Phocidae. Gene Ontology annotation, biological process: G protein-coupled receptor signaling pathway. Gene Ontology annotation, cellular component: membrane. The transcript has a single exon.